This is a messenger RNA of Cuscuta campestris, 1308 nucleotides long. The record is from the annotation of a GenBank genome assembly. Lineage: Eukaryota; Viridiplantae; Streptophyta; Magnoliopsida; Solanales; Convolvulaceae.
CAAUCAAGAUUGAAUAUACCCUCCCAAAUGAAAGAAAACAUAGAUUGAAUAAAGGACAUACUCUCUAUAUGUUAAGGAAGAACAAAAUGAAGCAAAAUAUGAGAGCAAUUGCUAGGAUUCAAUAAUAAACUACAAUAGGCUUGAAAAUCAAAUUAAUUACUCCGCCAAUGACGUCGUCUAAAACGAGAAGUCGUUGCCGUCUGAAAUCGGAGGACUGGCUGCCGUUUCCGAAGCUGGAAGCUCGCCGAAGAAGGAGCAACUGAGUUGCCGCUGGUGUGCUCCGUCGUCGCCUUCGCCUUCAUGUUUCCGUCGAGACGCGAUCGAAGAGCCAAUCCCGAUCUUCGUUCUUCGCCUCUCCCCUCAUUGGCCUGGUCAAACAGAUAUCUCAUCACAUUAAAAACCAUCUCUUGGAAAUUGUAGAUUGUUCAGUGUUGGGAAUUUGAUUAAAUAUUCAAAAGUAAGAAAAAAAAGGAAAAAAAGGAAAUCAAAUAUGUUGAUUUUUUGAGAUCUGCUUUCGGCUAGAUUGGUGACCAUUUAGCAUGCUUUUGUUGACUUUUCUUGGAUUGCAUGAUUCAUGUUUGGCUAUAAAACAUGGGGUAUUGUGCAAUGAAUGAGUGUGGGUUUUACACACCACCAAGAAUUUGGUCCGUGGGCCCCCAAUUUUGUCGAGUUUGAUUCCAUUAGAGUUACAAAACUUUAGAACAAACAUGUUGGGCGCUAUUAAAAUUCUCACCGAUACUCCGCCUUCAGCGUCAAAUUUGGUCUCUACAGUACUUGAGCAACACACUGAAGCACAGGAUCAAGCAUCAAAGGAGGAAUUAAGCGUUCACUCACAAGUUGGAGAUGAAGUGGACACCGGGCCGGAAGCAAUAAAUAAAGAUGACGGGAGGUCCAACGUUGUGGACAAAAAUGAAGGUCCUCUUGCAGAAGAUGUUGCUAAUGUCGACAAGCCAGAUCCUACAUUUCAGGAAUUUUCUACCUCAGCUGGUGUGGUCAUUGCAGAAUAUGAUAUUCCAAAAAGUGUUGACAAAGUGACAGAUGCAGAUGGUAAACAAGCACACUCACCUAUGUUGAUUGACACCAUCAAGUUGUUUGAGCUUGUCGAUGUGGUCAAGACGGAGCACCUGGUUUCACCAAGAGCAACUACAUAUGUUCUUUGCCCUGUCUCAUCUUUCCAUCACUUUGCUCCAAGAUCCAAGAUGGUUGAAGAUUCAAAGAGUGGAUUGCUCCUUUGGAUCAGCACUCUUUCUCCGGUCCUAAAGCACGAGUGGGAGCCUCCACCUUGAGGACAAGGUGGAUUUUAAGGGG